AUGGCAGGCAUAACGCCCCAAGCUCAGCAAGGGCUUGGACCAACUCCAGGUCGCAAGUCUCUGAUACUGUGCUUCGAUGGCACGGGCAACAAAUUCCAGGGCAACCAAAGCGAUUCGAAUAUCAUCAAGAUUUUCAACCUGCUCGAUCGUCAAGACAGCAGUCAAUUCCACUAUUACCAGCCUGGUAUUGGCACUUAUGUCGAGACCAGCUCUUUAUCCCGGAAGAGUACAUAUGGCCGCAUCAAGUCGUGGUAUACCAAAGCAAAGGACCAGGCUGUGGGAACGAGUUUCGGAGAGCAUGUAAUGGCAGGAUACAAGUUUUUGAUGCGAUACUACAAUGACGGCGACGCCAUCUACUUUUUCGGGUUCAGUCGGGGCGCUUACACAGCUCGAUUUCUUGCACAAAUGCUUGACUACGUCGGCUUGUUAAGUGCCGGUAACGAGGAGAUGCUGCGAUUCGCCUGGAAGACCUUCUCGCGAUGGCAAAUGAGAACAGACGAAACCGAAGAGGAGAAGCGCAAAAAGCUGGAGACGUUCGAGUUCAUGAAGAAGUUUCGGGAAACAUUCAGCAGGCCCGUCUGUCGCAUCGAGUUCAUUGGCCUGUUCGAUUGUGUCAACAGUGUUCCUCAAUUCGAAUCUGCUUGGAUGACACGGUCAAAGUUUCCGUACACUGCGAAGACCACGGCUCGCGUGAUUAGACACGCGGUAUCUAUUGACGAGAGACGUGCCAAGUUCCGACAAGACCUGAUCUCAGAGCGACGACAUGGCGUCGCUGGCGCAGAACGUCACCACAAUUUCGGCGAAUUAGGAGACCAGAUUGCAGAGCACAUGCACUUGCAUUCCUCGGAACAUGUUCAAGAGAAGGAGAAGCCAAGGCCGCAGAGUGCAAAGAGGCCAUCCAUGAAGAAGAGCCACAACUCCGAGGCAUUGUUCCGGGCAGAUAGGAGACGAAAGCACCGAGCUCUUCAGCAAAUACCUGCAAGUUCGGCGGCCUCUCAGAUCUCGGUCAACUCUGCAAACAUCGUCUCGCAGAUUGAGCAUGACAACAACCGAAACGGUGUGCUGGACGAUGAUGAUCGUCAGGAUAUACUCGAAGUCUGGUUCGCAGGCCAGCAUGGUGAUAUCGGCGGAGGCUGGCCAUUGAGCAAAGGCGAAGAUCGGCCUUUGAGUGACAUUGCUCUGAUGUGGAUUCUGCGAGAGGCUCAAAAAGCAGGCAUGCCGUUAGACCCUGACAAGGUCAAAGCUUCGAAUCUCUUCCCCGACGAGCCAGAGCCAGACGUGGACGUGGAGGCACCGCUGUUGCAAGUUGAGGGCCAGGAGGUGCCUGAAAGCCCGAAAGCAACGUUUGACGGGCCAGCUUGGACUGAAGAGAUCCAUCGCAUUGCUACGACAAGCAAAACGCAUGACUCGCUGAGAUUUGGAGGUGGCCUCGGGUGGAGUGCGGUCGCAGCGUGGAAAUUUAUGGAGUGGCUGCCAUUUCGCCGCAUGGAUUUGCAAGACGAUGGUAGCUGGAAAGCGAUCUCCUGGCCGUUGCCUCGUGGUGAAACUCGCGAUAUGAAUCACGACUGCAAGAUCCACCACUCGGUCAUCAAACGCAUGGAGCACGAUCCAUCAUAUCGGCCGGGUAACCUGAUCGUCGGAGGAGGCGGCCGUGGAUUUAUCAGGGCUCCGAAAGAAUAUGGACUAGGUGCGUGGGAGAUUAUUCUCGAGCCAGGCGAUGCCAUUGGAGAGGUGAAAAGGAAAGUCCAGACCGAGUCGAACGGGUCGGCGAACGGCGCGGCAUCGAAUGGCAAAUCGAAAUAG
Zasmidium cellare ATCC 36951 is the source of this 1803-nucleotide messenger RNA. RefSeq lists its product as uncharacterized. Lineage: Eukaryota; Fungi; Ascomycota; Dothideomycetes; Mycosphaerellales; Mycosphaerellaceae. The record is from RefSeq and is a predicted model, not a curated record. Bases 1 to 1803 code for a protein of 600 amino acids. The transcript is spliced from 11 exons.